Babesia microti strain RI is the source of this 1536-nucleotide messenger RNA. Its product is annotated as aspartyl-tRNA synthetase. The transcript has 11 exons. The record is from RefSeq and is a predicted model, not a curated record. Lineage: Eukaryota; Apicomplexa; Aconoidasida; Piroplasmida; Babesiidae. Gene Ontology annotation, molecular function: RNA binding; aspartate-tRNA ligase activity; ATP binding. The coding region runs from base 1 to 1536 and encodes 511 amino acids. Gene Ontology annotation, biological process: aspartyl-tRNA aminoacylation. Gene Ontology annotation, cellular component: cytoplasm; cytosol; aminoacyl-tRNA synthetase multienzyme complex.
AUGAAGAGAGAAGACAACAUCCAGCCGCCAAAAAAGCAACCAACUGCCAGACAAUUGGAGGAAAUCGAAAGAUUUGCUCUACUAAACACCAAGGCUGACAAUUUUACCGAGUGCGAUUUUGGCUACCUACCGCUAAUUGUUAAUUAUAAAGAGGAAAAUAAACGUAAAUUUUUAAGUCUUGCUAGGGAUAAGCCAACGGCCGAAGAUGAAGUUUGGAUUAGGGGUAGAUUAAACGACACAAGAGGAAAGGGUUCAUUGUCAUUCAUAGUAAUCAGACAGUAUGGUGAGACAAUACAAUGUGUGCUAGAUGCUAAGAAUCCGCCAAUAACUAAAAAUACAAUCAAAUGGGUCAAUUCUGUACCGCCAGAGUCUAUAAUAGAUGUGUUUGGCAUAGUGAGAAUACCAAAUAUACCAAUUGAGUCUACCACUAUAAAAUAUGAGAUAUCAGUGCGUAAAAUUUUUUGUGUUUCAAAAGCGGCAAAUGAACUUCCAUUCCAAUUGUUUGAUGCCAAUAAACCUGAAGCAGAUGAGUCUGACCCAGAUAUUAUAAGAGUAAAUCCCGAUACGAGACUUGAUAACCGGAUUUUAGAUUUAAGAACAAAUCUUUCUCAAUCUGUAUUCAGAAUUCAAUCUGCGUGUGUCAAUUUGUUUAGGACCUAUCUGUUGGACAAUGAAUUUAUUGAAAUUCACACCCCAAAAUUACUUUCUGGCAAUUCUGAGGGCGGAUCUUCCGUCUUUACCCUUAAAUAUUUCAAUAGAGAUGCUUGUUUGGCUCAAUCUCCACAACUUUACAAGCAAAUGGCCGUUAUGGGAGAUUUCUCCAGGGUAUUUGAAAUAGGUCCAGUGUUUAGAGCGGAAAACAGUAAUACACAUAGACACCUAUGCGAGUUUACAGGACUUGACCUGGAAAUGUCUAUAUAUGAGGAUUACAACGAAAUAAUUGAUUUGGUUGAUCAGAUGUUCAAAUAUAUAUUUACUGGAUUACAAAAUAAGUGUACUAAGGAGCUGGAAUCGGUUAAGAAAUUGUAUCCAAACAUCAAGCCCUUUGAGUUUAUCAAUAACACCCCCAAAUUUCAUUUUAACGAGGCUGUGGCCAUACUAAAUGAAGAAGGAGUAAAAGUUGAGGAUGAUUUCAGCACUGAACAGGAAAGGCAAUUUGGAAAGAUUGUGAAACAAAAAUACAAUACGGAUUACUACAUAAUACACUCCUACCCUGAUACAGCCAGACCAUUUUAUACAAUGCCCAAGGAAAAUAUUGCCUUGGGCACUAACUCUUUUGAUUUUUUUAUGCGUGGAGAAGAGAUACUUAGCGGAGCACAGCGUAUUCACGAUCCAUUUAUGCUAAUUGAACGGAUUAAGGAGAAGGGUAUUGACCCUGAAACAGUUACGGCUUACAUUGAUGCUUUUAAACUUGGCGCUUAUCCCCAUGGAGGGUGUGGGAUUGGAUUGGAACGUCUAGUAAUGCUUUACUUAGGCAUUGGUAAUGUGAGGAAGACUUGUAUGUUUCCCAGGGAUCCAAAACGUUUGACGCCUUAA